Dictyostelium purpureum is the source of this 1290-nucleotide messenger RNA. RefSeq lists its product as uncharacterized. NCBI's taxonomy places the organism in Eukaryota, Evosea, Eumycetozoa, Dictyosteliales, Dictyosteliaceae. The record is from RefSeq and is a predicted model, not a curated record. The coding region runs from base 1 to 1290 and encodes 429 amino acids. Gene Ontology annotation, cellular component: preribosome, small subunit precursor. Gene Ontology annotation, molecular function: RNA endonuclease activity. Gene Ontology annotation, biological process: ribosomal small subunit biogenesis; maturation of SSU-rRNA. The transcript is spliced from 3 exons.
AUGGGAACUUUAGCAUUAACCAACGAAAAGACCACUGCAAAUUUUUUAAUUAUCGAUACCAAUGCUUUAAUUUCUGGUGUUAGAUUAGAAACUUUAGGUAAAGAACUUUGGACCAUCCCAGAAGUUUUAGAAGAAGUUAAAGAUAAGAAAACUAGUGACUUUGUUACUGCUUUUCCAUUCGAAAUUAAAACUAGACAACCAACUCCAGAAUCAGUUAAAGCAGUUAUUGAUUUCUCAAUGAAAACUGGUGAUUAUCCAUCUUUAUCUGCCCCUGAUAUUAAGCUUAUUGCUUUAGCCUAUACUUUUGAAGCCGAAGUUAAUGGUACUGAACACAUAAAAACUGAACCAGAAAAGAUUCAAGUUACAACUUCAAAACCACAACAAACCUCAAUUAAUAGUAAAUCAUUUAACCCAUCAGAAAAUAAUAAUAACAACAACAACAAUACUAAUAAAAAAGAAAAGAAACCAAAACAACCAAAAGAACCAAAAGAACCAAAAGAACCAAAAGAACCAAAAGAAAAAAAUAGUAAGAAAAACAAAUUAGUUGUUAAUUUAGAUAAAAUUGAAGAAGAAGUUUCAAAAGAAAAAGUAGUAGAUCCAAAUGAAGUACUUAGACAAUUAAAACAAAAGCAAGCUGAAGAAGCUGAAGAAAGAAAGAAGAAUAGAACUAUUUCAAAAGAAGACGAAGGUGAAUGGAUCACACCAGAUAAUAUUUCAAAGGUUUCAACUACUUAUGUUCAAGAAAAAGUUCAUUAUGAUGUUGGUUGUAUUACUAAAGAUUUCUCAAUGCAAAAUGUUAUCCUUCAAAUGGGUCUUCAUUUAAUUAGUGUAGAUGGUGUUGUUAUCAAACAAGUCAAACAAUUCGUUUUAAAAUGUGUUGCAUGUUUAAAUAUUACAACUGAUAUGGAAAAAAUAUUUUGUUCACAUUGUGGUAAUAAAUCUUUAUAUAAAGCAACAACCUAUGUUGAUAGAAAUGGUAAUCAAAGAGUAUCAGUUGGUUCUGCUAAGCAAUUUAAUUUAAGAGGUACCAUUUUUUCAAUUCCAAAACCAAAGGGUGGCAAGAAACAUAGUGAUAUGAUUGUAACUGAAGAACAAUAUAUACAUAGAUUAAAAGUCACUGGUCAAUAUUAUAAAAAGAAGGUUUCAAAGGAAAUUAAUUUAGACGAUCUUGAAAUGGGUUUUGGUCAUACUGGUCCAUCAGAUAAUAUUGUUAUUGGUUAUGGUAAUAAAAAUCCAAAUAUUGCACGUAAGAGAAUCGGUAAAAAGAACAAAUCAAUUUCAAUCUUUUAA